Messenger RNA from Gastrolobium bilobum, 492 nucleotides. RefSeq names its product serine/threonine-protein phosphatase 7 long form homolog. The coding region runs from base 1 to 492 and encodes 163 amino acids. Lineage: Eukaryota; Viridiplantae; Streptophyta; Magnoliopsida; Fabales; Fabaceae. The record is from RefSeq and is a predicted model, not a curated record. The transcript has 2 exons. Gene Ontology annotation, biological process: meristem development; meristem maintenance.
AUGCCACAUAUUCAGAUUGAUGCCACAUUGAUUAGUGCUCUGGUCGAGAGGUGGAGACCAGAGACACAUACUUUUCAUAUGACACAGGGUGAGAUGAGUAUCACCUUGCAGGAUGUGGCCGGUAUACUGGGAUUGCCUAGUGACGAGCAAGUUGUUACCGGAUCUACAUCCGAGAAUUGGCCUGCCGUUUGUGAGGCUAUUUUUGGUGCCAGGCCUCGGGUCAGUGAGUUUCGUGGCACAGGCGACCUACGCAUCUCAUUCUUCGAUCGGUUGUGGGCCCAAUGGAGUGAUGCAGCUGAGGAUCAUGAUCGAGAGAUUUUUUUCACGAGGGCGCAUAUUGCCCGUAUGCUAGGGUGUUGGCUAUUGUGCGACAGGUCUGGAGGUAGCAACAUGGGUUGUCGACUACUCCCGUUGCUUGGGGGAGGAUUUGAUGACAUUGGCCCAUAUAGUUGGGGAUCUGCAGUUCUGGUACACUUGUUCAGGAAUUUGUGA